UUAGAAACAGUAUUAAGAAGCCGUAUAUAUGAAUAUUGUGGGUUUCAUAUAUCACAGGUGCUGAGCCAGAACUUUUUUUUUUAACCACAAAUACAUCCAUAAAUGUGACACAGUGUGCAAUGUUUUCAAAAUAAUUAAUUUGGAAAUAGUAUUAAGAAACCAUAUAUACGAAUAUUGUGAUUUUUGAUAAUAGCUACUGUCGAACCCUCUUACAGAGCAUUCAAUUCAUUCACUUUCAGACAAUUAAGAUAGAGCUUACAUGUUCCCCAUUCUGGUAGAAAUGGAAGUCCAAUACUUAUUAAGUCAGUAAUAAACCAUUAAUAUGCUUUCUGUUUUUUACAGCAAUCAUAUGGUAGAGACACUCUGUGAACAUGAUCCAUGUGGAGGAACCUUCAGCAAGAUUCUAAAUCUCAAUCUGAACAAGAAGAUUCCUAGUAUAGUAAAACCAUGUGAAUGUAGUUUGUGUGGGAAAGUUUUUAUGCAUCAUUCAUCCCUUAGUAGGCACAUCAGAUCUCAUGCUGGACACAAACCAUAUGAAUACCAGGAAUAUGGAGAAAAACCAUAUAAGUGUAAGCAGUGUGGGAAAGCCUUCAGUUCUUGUCAAUCUUUUCGAAGACAUGAAAGAACUCACACUGGUGAGAAACCCUAUGAAUGUAAGGAAUGUGGAAAAGCCUUCAUUUCUCUUCCCAGUGUUCGAAGACACAUGAUUAGACACACUGGAGAUGGACCUUAUAAAUGUCAGCAGUGUGGGAAAGCCUUUGACCGUCCCAGUUUAUUUCAAAUACAUCAAAGAACUCACACUGGUGAGAAACCCUAUGAAUGUAAGGAAUGUGGGAAAGCCUUCAUUUCUCUUCCAAGUUUUCAAAGACACAUGAUUAGGCACACUGGGGAUGGACCUUAUAAAUGUCAGGAAUGUGGGAAAGCCUUUGACCGUCCCAGUUUAUUUCGAAUACAUGAAAGAACUCACACCGGAGAGAAACCCCAUGAAUGUACACAGUGUGGAAAAGCCUUCAUUUCUUUCACAAAUUUUCAAAGUCACAUGAUUAGGCACACUGGAGAUGGACCUUAUAAGUGUAAGGUAUGUGGGAGAGCCUUCAUUUUUCCCAGUUAUGUUCGAAAACAUGAAAGAACUCAUACUGGGGAGAAACCUUAUGAAUGCAAUAAAUGUGGUAAGAGCUUCAGUUCUUCCAGUAAUGUUCGAACACAUGAAAGGACUCACACUGGAGAGAAACCCUAUGAAUGUAAGGAAUGUGGGAAAGCCUUCAUUUCUCUCCCAAGUGUUCGAAGACACAUGAUUAGCCACACUGGAGAUGGACCUUAUAAAUGCAAAGUAUGUGGUAGAGCCUUUGACUGUCCCAGUUCAUUUCAAAUACAUGAAAGGACUCACACUGGAGAGAAACCCUAUGUAUGUAAGGAAUGUGGAAAAGCUUUCAUUUCUCUCAAAAGGAUUAGAAAACAUAUGAUACUGCACACUGGAGAUGGACCUUAUAAAUGCACAGUAUGUGGUAAAGCCUUUGACUGUCCUAGUUCUGUUCGAACACAUGAAAGAACUCAUACUGGAGAAAAACCUUAUGUAUGUAAAGAAUGUGGCAAAGCAUUCAAUUAUGCUAGUUCCAUUCGAAUACAUGAAAGAACUCAUACUGGAGAGAAGCCCUACGAAUGUAAGAAGUGUGGGAAAACAUUCAGUUAUUCCAGUUCAUUUCAAAGACAUGAAAGAGGUCACAGUGGAGAUGACCCUAAUGUAAGGAAUGUGGGAAAUAUUUCAUUUAUCACACAACCUUCAAGUACACACGAGAAUGCAUAGUGGAGGAAAACUACAAGUGUAAAGAAUAUAGAAAGUCUUCAGUUUACCCUUUGGGUUUUGGACUUGCUUGAGAGCUUACCCCUUCUUUGUCCUCUCUUCUCUCUUGUAGAAUGGGGAUGGUUAUCCUAUGCCUCUUUCUAUUGUAUUUUGGGAACACACAGCUAGUUCAGUUUCUUGUAGCUGAAGAAUUUUCCCUCAACAUGAAUCAGUUCUUAACCAUAUCUGAUUUAUAUGUAUUGAGAUGACACUUUAGAGUUCCUGCUGCAAUUAGUUAAGACUAGAGGCCUUUGGAAUGGAAUAAAUGUAUUUUACCUGUGAGAAGGACAUCAAUUUUAGGGGGUCAGAGACUGAAGGCUUGGACUGAGUGUAUGUACCCCAAAUUUGUAUGUUGAAACCCUACCUCUUAAUGUGAUUAUAUUCAGAAGAAAUGUCUCUGGGGGUGUUAGAAUGAGAGGAGAUCAUAAUGAUAAAGGCCUCAUAGAUGGGAUUAGUCUCUUGAUAGAGGUCCCUAGAAAGCUAGCUUUGCUCUCCACCAUAAACAGAUUAAGUUAGAAGAUACAUAGUAUUCUUUGAACUAGGAAGCAGGACCUCACCAGACACCCAAUCUGCCAGUGCCUUGACACUUUGACUUCCAGCCUCUCACACUGUGAGAAAUAAAUCUGUUGUUUAAGCCAUCUAGUUUGAUAUUUUGAUUUAGUAGCCCACACUAAGA
Messenger RNA from Otolemur garnettii (small-eared galago), 2516 nucleotides. It is a transcript of the gene ZNF564, whose product is annotated as zinc finger protein 564. The record is from RefSeq and is a predicted model, not a curated record. The coding region runs from base 323 to 1804 and encodes 493 amino acids. The transcript has a single exon. NCBI's taxonomy places the organism in Eukaryota, Metazoa, Chordata, Mammalia, Primates, Galagidae.